GCCACAGUCAUCAUCAUAGUGGCAUGAUUAUGAGAUGAUUACGAGAGACUUUUAUAUUGAGACAUCAUACUGAUAUAAUUAUUAUUUAACUGAAGUGACAACCUACCUCCCCUCAUGGAUGGUGCCAAAGAAACAACAAGGUUGACAAAGCUAACAGGAGACACACGUGAGAUCAAAUACCAGAUGGAAAAGAACAUCACGAGUAUUACUGACCGAGGCGAAUGUCUGGAUACAUUAGGAGGAAAAGCUUCGUCCAUGAGCUCUGAAGCUGGAACCUUUAAGAAAGGAGCAAGGCGAUUAAAAACGCAGAAAAAGUGGAGCAACAGGAAGCUGCGAAUAUGUUUGGCUAUUUGCAUUCCACUAUCGAUCAUUGCAGUACUUCUGGUUGCUGCUUGCGGUGCAGCUUUGGUGAUUCUCAAGCCUUGGGAUAAUUGAAUAUGAUGAUGUAAGAAUUACGUCAUCAAUUCAGUAUAACCAAGUAGGACGACUGCACAAGGACAAGCUCAAAAGGACUGAUAAUUUUUUAUGUAACGU
This is a messenger RNA of Halichondria panicea, 534 nucleotides long. RefSeq lists its product as uncharacterized. The coding region runs from base 115 to 435 and encodes 106 amino acids. Gene Ontology annotation, molecular function: syntaxin binding; SNAP receptor activity. Gene Ontology annotation, biological process: vesicle fusion. Gene Ontology annotation, cellular component: plasma membrane; SNARE complex. NCBI's taxonomy places the organism in Eukaryota, Metazoa, Porifera, Demospongiae, Suberitida, Halichondriidae. The transcript is spliced from 6 exons. The record is from RefSeq and is a predicted model, not a curated record.